This is a messenger RNA of Hevea brasiliensis (rubber tree), 1946 nucleotides long. RefSeq lists its product as uncharacterized. The record is from RefSeq and is a predicted model, not a curated record. Bases 138 to 1664 code for a protein of 508 amino acids. NCBI's taxonomy places the organism in Eukaryota, Viridiplantae, Streptophyta, Magnoliopsida, Malpighiales, Euphorbiaceae. Gene Ontology annotation, molecular function: manganese ion binding; metalloaminopeptidase activity. The transcript is spliced from 16 exons.
GCCUUUGCAUUUUUAUUAGGCGAACUCAAGGGAGCGAAACCAAACAGGCUCGAGUUGCAUCAUCAGACGACGAGAGUGUAUAACUAAGCAAAGCGGGCACUCCUGUCAACGGAAAUCGGUAGAGAAAAGCCGUUUCUAUGGCUUCAUCUUCGUCUCCGUCUUCUCUUUCUCCCCCUAAAGUCCCGACGGAGCUUUACGUCACCAACCGCGAAAAGCUCCUUAAAUCCCUCCGUCAAUACCUCAUCGAAACCUCCCGUCCUCUCCACGGCUUCGUCUUUCUUCAGGGAGGCGAGGAAAAAUUUCGCUACUGUACUGAUCACAUCGAACUCUUCAGGCAGGAGAGUUAUUUUGCUUAUCUUUUUGGAGUGACGGAGCCUGGCUUCUGUGGAGCAAUUGAUGUUGCAACAGGGAAUUCUAUUCUGUUUGUUCCUAGGCUACCUGCUGAUUACGCUGUUUGGUUGGGAGAAAUAAAGCCAUUAUCUUAUUUUCAGGAAAAGUACAAGGUUAGCAUGGUCUAUUAUACAGAUGAAAUUGUAGGAGCCCUGCAUAAAAUCAGCAAGGAAGUUGACAAACCUCUACUGUUUCUCUUGCAUGGACUCAAUACUGACAGCAGUAACUUCUCUAAUGCAGCAGGAUUUGAGGGGAUAGAAAAGUUUGAAUCAGAUUUGACUACAUUACAUCCUAUUUUGACUGAAUGUCGUGUUUUGAAGUCCGAUCUGGAGCUUGCUGUUGUUAAAUUUGCUAAUGACAUCAGCUCUGAAGCACAUGUGGAGGUUAUGAGAAAAAUUCAGGUGGGCAUGAAAGAGUAUCAGUUGGAAAGCAUAUUUCUUCACCACACAUACAUGUAUGGUGGCUGUAGGCACUGCUCAUACACAUGUAUAUGUGCUACUGGUGAAAAUAGCGCUGUACUCCAUUAUGGGCAUGCAGCAGCUCCAAAUGAUAGGACUUUGGAAGAUGGAGAUAUGGCAUUGUUUGAUAUGGGAGCUGAAUAUAAUUUUUAUGGGUCUGACAUAACUUGUUCGUUCCCUGUGAAUGGUAAGUUUACAAGUGAUCAGUCUCUCAUAUACAAUGCUGUGCUUGAUGCUCACAAUGCUGUCAUAUCUGCAAUGAGACCUGGAGUUAGCUGGUUAGACAUGCACAAAUUAGCAGAGAAAAUAAUUCUGGAGUCAUUGAAGAAAGGGUGCAUUGUUGUUGGCAAUGUAGAUGAUAUGAUGACUGAGCGGUUGGGUGCUGUUUUCAUGCCUCAUGGCCUGGGGCAUUUAUUGGGAAUUGACACCCAUGAUCCUGGUGGCUACUUAAAGGGACCGAAAAGGUCUAAGGAACCAGGAUUGAGGUCUUUACGCACUGCCCGAGAACUUGAGGAGGGAAUGGUGAUAACCGUGGAGCCUGGUUGCUAUUUCAUAGAUGCUUUAUUGGAUCCAGCCAUGGAGAAUUCGAAUACUUCCAAGUUUUUCAAUCGCGAAGCAAUUGGCAGAUUUAAAGGUUUUGGUGGAGUUCGAAUUGAAAGUGAUGUGCAUGUCACUGCCAAUGGUAGUAAUAACAUGACUAAUGUUCCCCGAGAGGUUUGGGAGAUUGAAGCGGUGAUGGCAGGAGCAGCAUGGCCUCUUGAUAAGGCCUCAGCGUGCAGUAGAGAGAACAAGGUUAACAAUGGACCAUCUUGUUAAGGAUUAAUGAGGGUAAGAGCAGUCCUCUCAGGUCCUGUAAUGUCUUUGACAUGAACUAUAUGUACCAGGCAUGACUCAAAACAUUAGCUUGAACCAAACGCUUGUAGACGUUGAAGACAUAUUGCUGAAGGCGUUUUGCUGCCUGGCUACCUAAAAUAAAUGGAUUCUUGGAGGCUGCCAUCUAUCUUUCUUUCAUCUAUACAGCCACUUUUCUUCUGUGAGAAUGUGUGCUGUGCUGAAUUAUUAUAUAUGAAAGCAAGUUACAUGGUCAUUUUUCCCCUA